Ostreococcus lucimarinus CCE9901 is the source of this 288-nucleotide messenger RNA. Its product is annotated as MPT family transporter: inner membrane translocase (import) Tim9. NCBI's taxonomy places the organism in Eukaryota, Viridiplantae, Chlorophyta, Mamiellophyceae, Mamiellales, Bathycoccaceae. The record is from RefSeq and is a predicted model, not a curated record. Bases 1 to 288 code for a protein of 95 amino acids. The transcript has a single exon.
AUGGACCCAGCCAUGCUCGAUGGGUUCCCGGAGGAAGACAAGGCGAAGAUGAUGGGCAUGAUCGAAGCGAUGCAGACGCGAGACAGCCUGAAGAUGUAUAACAACUUGGUGGAGCGGUGCUUCUCGACGUGCGUGCAGUCGUUUCGGAGGAAAACGCUGGAGAAGGACGAAGAGCGAUGCGUGUCGAAGUGCUGCGAAAAGUUCCUGAAGCACUCGGCGCGAACGUCGGUGCGGUUCGCGGAAUUAAACGCGCAAUCGAUGCAACAAAUGGGCGGGCCGCCGCAGUAG